AUGACUUCUACUCCAUACCCGGAUUUUGAAGACAGUCCCCGUUUGGAUGAAGAUACUAUAUCACAUUUGCGACUGGGGUCACCAAACUAUCCAUCUUCCUCUCAGGUCAACAAAUCACGAAAGAAGUUGCGACUGGAACGUGUUCUUGGUGGAGAUGACAUGAAGACCAAGUUAGAUGCUGUACGUUCUGACGUGCAUAACAUUAUAAUUUCAGUCCUUAAUAACGAGCCUGUCUCUCGGUCGUUCUCCUCCAUAUACAAAUCUGUGGAAUUGCUUUCCAUUUAUAAGCACUCCGAACAGGCUCACUUGGCUGAUUUCGUAUUCAAUGCUAUACAAGAACGUUUGGUAUCCGAAGUUGUACCAGAGGUUCAAGCAACCUUCGAGAGUCUAACUAAUGUUGAUGAGUCUUAUUGUGACUGCAUCACAUCGUUCAACAAAUGUGUUGAAUCUUGGACCAAGUGUCUCGAGUUGUUGGAACAACUUCUUCUCUUCAUGAACAGAUCAUACCUCUUGCAUCAUCCGAAAAAGCAUACAAUACUUGAGUUUGGUAUCAUUCAGUUCUCACUUCAAAUAAUUUACAAUGAAGAUAGUUUGAUACGCAAAAAGAUUGUCAUUCUACUAAGGAAAAUCCAUAUCCUAUCCAGAAGUACGAAUGUGGAUGAUAUUAGAGACUUGAACGAGUUGGCAAAUUCAUUUGUUGGUACCAUAGCACGCUUGGAUUUCAAAGGGGAGAUUCUUGGCGGCUCAGGCCUUGAGAAAAUACUUUUGCCAAAUUACAAGCAGCUAAAGUCUACUUGGAUUGAGGAAGGAAAUGAUUACUUAAGAGUGGCACUUGAUGCAUUGUCGGCCGAGUCUUCCUUUCUAAUAGGAUGUGGUUUAUCUGAACAGGUUGUUAUGAACAUCUUGAAAAAGUUAAAGUGGGAAUUGAUAUUUCAGGACUUUAGUCAAGUGCUAGAUAUUUCCUUAACAUAUAUGAUUCAACCUCAAAAUAUUGAAUACUUGAAAACCUUAUGGAAUCUCUGUCAAUCAUCAAUGGAUGACUAUGCGGUCGACUCGUGUCGCACAUUCGUCUAUGCGUGGGGUUGUUUUGUUCGCAAUGAUAUUGAGUCAACUAUCCGAGAGUCGAAACUUAAGAAUAGUUCCCUUAUCCCAGAGUUAGUUGCUUCAUUUGACAAUUUGAACAAACUUGCUACUGAAUGUUUAAAUGAUGAUGCUAUUGGCUUCGAGUCCAGGAAUGCUCAGAGCAAGGCAUUGGCCAACAAGGAUUACAAUAACUAUGUCCUUCUUCAACUCUCUAAGUACUGUGAUAACUUCUUUAAGCAGUCUCGGAAGACGAAGGAUGUUAACUCCUUUGCCCAAUUCGAGAAGGAAGUGGUUACGGUGUUCAAAUUAAUAACGUAUAAGGCUGAUUUCAUGCUCAUUUAUGAGCGCGAUUUGUCUAAAAGAAUGCUUUUGGGAAGAUCUUUCAACUUAGCUCUCGAAAGAAAAUUACUGGAGGCAAUUUUGGGCGUGGUUGGAGAGGGGGAUGAAGGCUCGAAUCUCCGUGCAAUGUUCCGAGAUGUUGAAACUUCUAGAUCGCUUUACAAUCCAACCCCUAUAGAUUGUUUACCUGGGGUAGAAUUCAAUGCAAUGGUGUUGGAAAAAAAAUUCUGGCCUGAAAUUCCUGGCUCUGGAUGCGAUAUCGCAUUGCCUAAUAUACUCAGCCAAGCAUUGGGAGAGUUUUCAUGCAAGUACGAAGAACAAGGGGAAAAACAUAAGUUUCAUAAGCUUGAUUGGACAAAUUUUCUGCUCCAUCAGAUUGUGCUAUUGGUAGAGUUUGAUUCGGGUCAGAAAGAACUCAGCAUAAAUUUGCUUCAGGCGUCUGUAUUGAUGCUCUUUGAAGAUGUCGAUGAGAUUCACUACAAUGAAUUAAAGAUGCGCACAAAGAUGGAGGAACGUCAAUUGAAGAAGGUUUUGUCUUCUUUCACAACAGAAAGAUGUCCCAUAUUAAUACUAAGAGGAGACGUUGUGAUAUUUAACCGCUCGGCAGAGUUGAAGAAUGCGAGAACUCGCGUUCCAAUGACGCGAGAAAGAGAGAUUGACGCUACGGAUGACUUUUCGAAAGUAAUUGAGAAGAACAGGGAUCCAGAAGUUAGAGCGGCACUUGUGCGGACCAUGAAGCAAAGCAAGAGCAUUCUCUACGCUGAACUCUUAGCAAAUGUAUUGCACACCAUGGAACAAAGAGGCACUAGUUUACUGGUGCACACGGUGAAGGAAGGUAUCGAAUAUUUGAUCUCCAACGAGUAUAUCCGGAGAGACGCUGAUGGCGUUACAUUGGUCUACGUUCCCUGA
Molecule: messenger RNA, 2331 nt
Organism: Clavispora lusitaniae ATCC 42720
Lineage: Eukaryota; Fungi; Ascomycota; Pichiomycetes; Serinales; Metschnikowiaceae
Gene: RTT101
Product: cullin
Biological process (GO): DNA damage response; protein ubiquitination; ubiquitin-dependent protein catabolic process
Cellular component (GO): Cul4-RING E3 ubiquitin ligase complex
Molecular function (GO): ubiquitin protein ligase binding
Source: RefSeq, a predicted model, not a curated record